AUGUUCAACAAGAUCGGCCUCCUCUCUUUGGCCCUUGCCACCGUCGUCUACGGCCAGCAAGUCGGCACUCUCACCGCCGAGAGCCAUCCCUCGCUCAAGGCGCAGAAGUGUACUUCCGCCGGCUGCACCACUGAGUCCACCUCAGUCGUCCUGGACGCCAACUGGCGCUGGCUGCAUACCACCUCCGGUUCCACCAACUGCUACACUGGCAACACCUGGGACACGUCUCUUUGUCCUGACGGUGCCACUUGCGCCGCGAACUGCGCUCUCGACGGUGCCGACUACUCCGGAACCUAUGGUAUCAGCUCCACCGGCACCGCGCUCACGCUAAAGUUCGUCACUAAGGGAACCUACUCGACCAACAUCGGAUCCCGCGUCUACCUCCUCGAGAGCGACACAAAGUACAAGCUGUUCAAGCUCAAGAACCAGGAGUUCACCUUCGAUGUCGAUGUGUCCAACUUGCCCUGCGGACUUAACGGCGCGCUCUACUUCUCGGAGAUGAAGGCUGAUGGAGGCUUGGCGGACUACCCCACCAACAAGGCCGGUGCCAAGUACGGAACCGGUUACUGCGAUGCCCAAUGCCCCCAUGACAUCAAGUUCAUCAACGGAGAGGCAAACGUGGAAGGCUGGGAGCCCUCCGACAACGACGCCAACGCCGGCUCGGGCACCUACGGAUCCUGCUGCAACGAGAUGGACAUCUGGGAGGCGAACAGCAUGGCCGCGGCCUACACCCCGCAUGGGUGCACGAAGUCCGGCCCCUACCGCUGCGAGGGCACUGAGUGCGGCGACGGCGACGAGCGCUACUCGGGAGUCUGCGACAAGGACGGGUGCGACUUUAACAGCUACCGCAUGGGCGACACGACCUUCCUCGGCAAGGGCAAGACUGUCGACACCUCCUCGAAGUUCACCGUUAUCACCCAGUUCAUCACCGCCGACAACACCACCACUGGCGACCUUGUGGAGAUCCGCCGCGUCUACGUCCAGGGCGGCAAGGUGAUCCAGAACUCGAAGGUCACCCUCGCGGGCAUGGAGCCGUACGACUCGGUGACCGAGGACUUCUGCGCGGACCAGAAGACGCUCUUCGGCGACACCAACGACUUCGCGGUCAAGGGCGGACUGGAGACCAUGGGCAAGGCGCUCGAGAACGGCAUGGUCCUCGCCCUGUCCAUCUGGGACGACCACGCGGCAAACAUGCUCUGGCUCGACUCCAACUACCCUCUCGACAAAGACGCCAGCGAGCCCGGUGUUGCCCGUGGCGCCUGUGGAACCGACACCGGCGUUCCUGAGGACGUCGAGAGCGCCUCCCCCAACGCCUCCGUCACCUUCUCCAACAUCAAGUACGGUGACAUCGGCUCAACCUACGCCAGCACCUAAAUCGUUGGAUAGGAAAGUUACUGGUGGGCGAGGCGUGGAGAGAAGGGUCGGGCUGGGCUCGGGC
Messenger RNA from Tricharina praecox, 1438 nucleotides. Its product is annotated as cellulose 1,4-beta-cellobiosidase precursor. The record is from RefSeq and is a predicted model, not a curated record. Gene Ontology annotation, molecular function: hydrolase activity, hydrolyzing O-glycosyl compounds. The coding region runs from base 1 to 1374 and encodes 457 amino acids. The transcript has 2 exons. NCBI's taxonomy places the organism in Eukaryota, Fungi, Ascomycota, Pezizomycetes, Pezizales, Pyronemataceae. Gene Ontology annotation, biological process: carbohydrate metabolic process.